GUGAGUUAGCGCACACCAGUCCGGUGUCGGCCGUCCUACGUCCCGGUGUUUCUGUUAGCUCGAAUUAAUAGUCGCGGUGGUUACGACGGAAGGAUUUACCGUUCGUAAAUUAGUCGUCAACGCAGAUGCGUCUUUAAGUCGUACCACAUGCAGAGAGCCAGUCUAAAGAAGUCUUCGGUAUUUUCGAUUCUCACUGCCUAAAUAAUUUCCGUCGGUUUCGGUGUGUUGUGGACUGUUCUGUACUUGGAUUAAUCAACUGGUGGUUUUAACUUAAUUUUACACAAUCGCAUUACAUUGGAUUAUCUACAAACUCUCAACCUGUAUCCUCCACUCUCGGUGCAAGGUUUUAGAAAAAACAACGUAUGAAUAAUCAGCCCAUUCUCUAGCACCAACUCUUCAAGAUGCUCGGGAGCAGUCCCCACCUCCUGCUCCUCCUCAUUCCUCUCGCCGGCAUGUCCUCGGCGGCCAAAAACAAAGCCCCGCGGAUGGACGAGACGGCGACGCAGCCUUUGCGCGUGAUGGAGGGAGACGACGCUCUGCUCACGUGCGUGGUCCGUGACGUCCUGGACAACACGGUCUUGUGGAAGCUGGAUGAUAGGGAACGCCAUAGCAAGCGAAUUCUCACCGCCGGUGAGAAUCGAGUCACCGCCGACACCCGCUUCGAUGUUCUCCAUGAUCCCGUAAAACCAAAGGACAAAAAAAUCAAAGGUAAUGACGUUUGGGUUUUGGCCAUAAAAAAUGUCUCCGUCAGUGACGCUGGCAUGUAUGUCUGUGAGGUCAACAGUGAACCAGUCGUUCGCUCGUUUCAUAAACUAAUUGUGCUGUCGGCGCAACUGCAGCCGCCGCCGAAGAAGAACGGGACGUCGAGCGCGGGCCCUGGAAGCUCGUCGGUCGAGUCGGUGGAUUCGUCGGAGGAGGAGGGCGACUACAGCGUGGAGGAGCCCUCGGGACCGGGUCUGGGGACCGGGACGAACGGGAAGAACCACAACUACACCGACUGCUGCGUCGCCGCCAACGUCACCCACUCCUGCCUCGGUUUCUGUAGCAUCCAGAGCAUCCUCGACGGCAACACUGGACAAGACCCCGAAAACUGCGAGGCGGACUUCCCCACCAUCGUCAAGUGCAUGGCAGACGGACGGAAUCACGUGCCGUGCUGCAUGAAGGAGGGCGUGCCGGACAUCUGCCAAGACGUCUGCCGGGGCGAGUACACCGUCAUCACGGACAACAUCAAGACCCACUUCUCCUGCUCCUCUUACACCGAGCAAACUCUCGCCUGCAUCAGUCGAGGAAUAGAGCUGCUACCCGGAUCUCCCCUGGAAGUAUCGGUGGAUCCGUUGACGGACAGUUCUGUCGACGUUCUGUGGAAGGCUCCCCAGUCCAACGGCCGCACCGUUAUCCAGUAUCUAGUCAACAUCACGAUGCUCAAGUCUUUCGACAACCGCUACGAUGACGUCAGCAGGGCCAUGACCCGGGUCAACGGCUCCGCCGCCACACCUGCACCCACCGCCACCCUUGCACACAGCGUUCUAGUCAAGGUGAACAAAACUGACACGUCGGUGACGGUCCACGAUCUGGUGCCCUACACGAUGUACGAGGUCACAGUGACGGCCAAGAACAUCCACGGAACAAGUCUGCCCUCGUACGCGGUGCGAUUCUUGACGCUGAGCGCCGGAACCGUCAAGAACAAGACCGCUGUCAAAACGCCCGAACUCCCGGACAUCAAAUCUUGUUGCUUCAAUGCCGGCGUCCGUCACAAGGCGUGCCUAGACAAGCUGUGCGACCCAUCGGAAUCAGGAACAGCGGAGGUGACGGACCUGAUGAUCUGCGCGCCGUGGGCUUCAGCCACGUUCGGGUGCAUGGCCAACGGGAUCGACCACAGACCCUGCUGCAGGGCCAGGGGCCUCCCCCCUCAGUGCCAACAGCUCUGUUCUGGCAACCUCACUCAGAUCGAUUUCAGUUUCUUCAAGUGCCUGAAAUACAUGGGAGAUUACACGAGCUGCUUAAUGCAGGGCUACGGGGUCUUGCCCUCGUCCCCGCAAAGGGUCAAGGUCUCCAACGUCGACACGUCAUUUGCCAUCGUCUCAUGGAACCCGCCCAAGAAACUCUCCGAGACCGUCAAACAUUACAACGUCUACUACGGCAAGGUCGAUGAGGACUACGAAGUUGCUACAAAGACUCAGUCUCCGUUUGUCCUCGAUGGUUUGGAGAGCGAAACUUUGUACGAGGUCUUUGUCAUGGCUGUGAACGAGCAUGGAGAAGGCAACCCCUCCGACAGAGUGGUCUUCAUGACUCUAAGCAAGGUGGAAGAAGACAAAAUCGAAGAAUCAGCAACAGCGUACAACAUAACCUCUUGUUGUGUGGAAGCUGGCCUGAAUGAAGUGUGCAUGCCUCUGUGUUCGUAUGAUGCAAGUAUGUCCAGCCUCAAAGCUCUAGCCAGCGAGUGCGGCCCUGAACUGUCUAAAUUGCUCCGCUGUGGUGCCGGAGGCAGAAACCAUGGCAGUUGCUGUGCGAGGAGAGGAGUUCCCGCAGCGUGUUUACCUCUUUGCUCCGGAGUGAUAAUAGAAUCAAUGAUCGUCACUGCCACAACGUGUGUUAGAUAUUUGGGCAACAUCGUCCAGUGUUUUGAAGAAGGGACUGGCAAGAUUCCUGGCCCAGUAGUGGAUUUGCAUGCAACCAAAAUAACAAACAGCUCUGUCACACUGCAAUGGGAGGUCCCGAUAGAAGGAAGCAAUUACACGGACUUUGUGGUUCAUUGUCAAAGAGUUGAUAACACCUCAACUUACGAAACUGUUCUGAAACUGGAAAGACAAAUUUCAACCACGAAUACAUCAAUCGAAAUCAAGAGUUUAGAAAAGGGCCAGCUUUAUAAUAUAUUUGUUAUAUCAAGAAACCAGCAUGGUACAUCGUUGCCAUCUUCUGUAUUGCUUAUUAAUGCAACCAAUCAAGAUCUGAACAAAGAGGGUCAACCUGGCGUAACGUCUCCGCCUCAUUCUCUUGCCGUAUCUGGACAUAGCGCAAACUCAGUUACCAUCACUUGGCAGCCACCUGAGCUGUCACAUCCAUCAGAACAGCUUUUGUAUAGGCUUUACUGGAAAGAACAUUCUGAGAGCAAAUUUAAGGUCUUUGAAACAAGUGUCACUUAUCACAUGAUGGAUAACUUGACGCCGAACACUCAAUACAUAGCUUAUAUAAUUGCUGUCUCAAAGAAAGGACCAAGUUUACCCUCUGAAACUUUGCUUGCAUGGACAGAUCCUGCAUCACCCGCAUUUGUUGAGCCACCGAUUGUGCACCCAGUCAAUCUAGUCAUGGAGGGUAGCAGUAUGAACAUUCUUUGUAUUGCAAUGGGUAACCCAAUGCCAACGACCUCAUUGUACAUCUCAGGGCGAUUAGUGCGGCAACAAAACACCAGGCACAUGGUCACUGUGAUCCACAAUGUUACACGGGAUAUGGAUCACAUUUCUUGCUAUGCCGAUAAUGGCUACGGUAUUCCGAUGCAGGCUUCAAGAAAAAUCACCAUUAGCCAUGCUCCAGAAAUUACAGCAUCAGGCAUCACCAUGGCUGCACUUGGCGAAGAAGUCGUACUUCAAUGUAUUGUGGAAGCUUAUCCGGAACCGAAAAUGAUGUUCUGGCGAGAUCCAAAGGGCAGAGUUCCUGUUAUUCUGAGCGGAAAGUAUGAAAUCAGCACACAGGCGGUGAAAGAUGAGGAAACCAAGUACAGUAUGAAACUAACCAUCAACAAAUUGUUGGAAAAAGAUGAAGGUGAUUACUUCUGCCAUGCUGAAAACGCAUUUGGUGCUUCAACACAACCUGUCUCAGUUCGAAUUCGUAAUGUUGCUGCAUCAAGCAAUGUUACACAGUGUUGCAUUGAGCAAAAUGUCACAUCGAACUGUAUGGAUGCUUGCUCAUACUUCCUUGACAUUGAAGCUGUCGCCAGUAAACCAGAGUGCUUGAACGAGUUCGAUAAACUCAUGAAAUGUGCAGCAGAUGGUUCAGAUCAUCGCAGUUGCUGCGCCCAAAACAGUGUUCCAAGGAGAUGCUUGGAUUGGUGCCGAGGAGAGCCAAUCCUCAAUAACAAAGUCUGUGUACUGUCCUACACCAAGCAAAUUAUGACUUGUUUCCACGAGGAACGAGAGAAACUACCAGGACCUCCUCAAAAUGUUCGUGUGAACGUGAUCGAUUCUCAUACAAUUCUAGUCAAAUGGGAUCUUCCUACCAAGAACCCUCACACUGUAGAAAUUUACAGGGUAUUUUACAAACAAGUUGGUAAUCGCAAUCCACUAAAAGUUGAUACCAAAGACACCGAAGUGCAGCUCAAAGACUUGAAAGACGGUAUUCAGUACGAGGCUGUUGUCAAAGCGGGCAACCAGUUUGGAACAUCAGCCCUUUCAGAGACUGUGCGCUUCACCACCAGUGAUAAAUACAUCACUUCUUCGUCAUCUUUAGAAGAUGGUCAUAAUAUGGGCACAACAUUUGGCGUAAUAACAGCUUUACUAAUAGUCGGUGCACUUAUCGGAGGUGCUGUUUGGUUUGCACGGUCUAGAAAUUUACUUGGACAUAAAUUUGGACCCAAUGGUGUUGCUUUUGAAAACCCAAGUUACCUCCGUGAAGUCAAUAUGGAUAAUAUUCAGUCAAGUCAAGGAGGUGACAAUCACAUUAGUUCAAAUGGGACUCUGAACACACCGAAUUGGAAGAACGAACAACUGCACGUGCCUUCGAUGGCGACAGAAGUUCCUCCAACUCUUUACGAAGAAUUGAAACUCGGCAGUGAAGGAGCCGGCUUUAAAAGACUGAAACCGUAAACUUGAAAAAUAGUAAUGCUGUGAUUGAGGACAAAAGCUCUGCUCGAUGAUGUUGACAGAUGUCAGAGCUGCAGUCAGCUAAGACCGGGUAGAAUGCCCCUGCUCAUCUGGAAUGUAAUUUGGUGCAAACGAGUCAAAAAUUGUACCCACCCUCCAGAAAUUCAGUCAAAAUCAUACCUCAAUGUUGGUGUGAAGAUAAUGUAUUUCUGCAAAUUUUGACAAAAGGGGGAAAUGAGUCUUGAUGUUCUUCAAAAACAAAAUGCUUCCGUUUAAAAAAUCUCAGCUGAACUUUCUCAAAAAUGUCCCAUUAUUGAAGAAUGAGCCACUUAUUUCCUCAUUGAAAAGAAGUAUACCAGAAACUAAUAAAAAAAAUAGGCAUAUCAAAAUCCGAAUCUUUAGAGCUCAGAUUUUAGUAGUCUCUCUGAGAACUACCACAAGUUUGAAAAGAAGUAUGUGUUGAUGAAUGAAAGUAUUGUGAAUUGUGAGUUGGCUUGAAAAUUUAUUUUUUACUUUGAUCAAGCAACAAAUUUUAAAUAUCUUGAUAGACACGCUGGGAUUAAGUGUCUAAAACUGACUUGGAAGAAAUUUGUGUUGGUGAAUAUAAUUUGAAAGGAUUUGUAAUUUUACUUCAACAAAAAAAAUUCUUUAUUUUUACAAAACAAUUUUUACGUUUUUCUUAGAAAAUUUUCCAAGACAGCAAUAUUUUAUACUUUAAUGGUGAAACUCCAAGUACAUACAGAUUCCUGUUGUAUGCAACUUCUCUGUUGCUCUCUUUGAUCAGUGUAGAUACGUAGCUUUGAUCCUCAAUUAAAAACCAUCUAUGGGUGAGAGAGCAGCUAUGGAAGUUUAUUGCAUCUGCAACAAUUUUUUGCUUAAUUUGAUGGGUCUCAAUGCUGUGGUGCAUUUAUAGUGUUUCCUAAAGUCUAGGAAGAGGUUAAUGGCGAAUUUUCAAGUGACCAAUGAGAUUUAAGGGGGCUUAUCAAUGUGAGGAUACUUCCCACUUUUCAAGUGUAUGAGUUUUGGGUACUUUUUGACAUAAUUGUUAAUGUCAAGCAUCCAUUUUAUCCAAUUACUUUUGUCGGUAUUAAUUGGUUUAGAACGAUAUUUUCAACAGUUGAGGAAUAGAAAAUUGGUCAGGGCAAGUGAUAUAAAAGUUUGAACUGUCUACAGAAGCGACUAAGAUAGAGUCUGCGUUCCAAGAGACAGUUCAUUCAUUCCGUCAAAAUACAUGAGAGGCGUUAAUGCUCUUUGUCAAUGUAGAAUAGUCCAAGAAGUUGUUUCCCCCUUCUCUACCAAAAACAUAUUGUUCAUUAAAGCAAACCCGGAGACUUAUUCUAUAUCGAUAAAGGAUUGGAAAUUUGUAGGUUUUCGGCUAGUUUUAACUUUAAUUCAGAUCUGUCUCUAUUAUGUUUUGUUGAGUCAAAGUGAUGGAUCUCAUGAAUCUCUUAAUCAUACCCUGACCUAAAGAGGUUGCUAAGAUGAAUAUUAAGUGUAUUGAAGAACACUAUUAAUUUCUGAACAGUAAUGGGUCACUUGUCAAGCGUAGUAGAACAAAACAUCACAUGUCCUCUCUUCAAAAUCUACGCAGAAAACGAUUCACACAGUGAGAAGUUUUGAAAUCAAUUCCUAAACGAGAUAUUUACAGUAUUUUCAACACAAAUCAAAUGGAACGCAAAUUGGACUACAUUUUGCAAUUUGGAACUAUACAUUCUAGCCUGGUUUACAAACGACGUAUGUGCCAUUAGUUUCCCUAUGCACAUAGGUGUUUUUUCAGAUGAGUUAGAAUUUAUAGCUCCAAAUUGCAAAAUGCAGUCCAAUUAUACCUAUGACAUCAUUUGUAUUUUUGGUAAUUAACCAGUGUUAAUUGAAUACACUUAUAUCUUGUGUUGGAGUAGAUUUCCAGAUUUCCCCUCGAAUGACUCGUUUUCCUAGUAAAAUCUUGAAGCGGAAACAUGUUGCGCAGUGCUUUAGUUUAUACCUUGCUCAGUGGUCCAUUACUUAUUUAGAAAUUUAAUUUACAGAACGAAUUUUGAUUUAUUCCCAUUUGCUUUCCAUUUCUUAACUCAGUAAUUUUUGCACUCCCAUUCAUUGUAGAAUCUCAUAUUUCUGUUAUCUAUUUCACCUGAAAAAAUAUGAAUUAAAUUUUUGGAUUCUACAUAUUCCAAGAAAUAUCCUAGAUUUUAGGAUACAGUUCUAACUAACGUAGGAAACAUUGCGGAACUUUGAUGGUGUCUCUAUUUUGAUUGAUGUUCUUUUUUUUUUAAGUCUCUCUCCUAGAGAAGUUCAAUAUUUUUUCUUUUUCCUUUCUGUCAAGAUUGUUUUUUUAUUGAAACUUAAUGAAGGUAUACACAUGGAGAAAUAGUGCUGUAUUCUCCCUUGGCAUUUUGUCAGAUGAUGUAGUAAUUUUUCAUCAUCAAAAUGUAUCUGUGACUGGACUCGGUAUUUUAAGUAACACCAGAAAACUCUCAGUUUAUAGUCUUAAAGUGCCGAGUUCACUUGUGGAACCGAUAUUAAUCACAUCAAAUUUAUUUAGGUCGCAAAAUCACUGCAUUAGGUUAACCUUUGAGAUUAAUUAUUUUAAGUGCUCACCCCCAAGCAGUGGUAACUCCUGGGAUUUAAAACUCUAGGCAUCUCUUGUUUGACUAUGUUUUUGACUAUGUUUUCCCAACGCAAUGCCAAACAACAGAAAUGACUUGAAUAUAUCAUUAAUUUUGACCUUUUUAUACGAAGAGUUAGCCCAUGAACGAUUCUAAUAUCAUCUGAAAUCUUAGUACCUCAUUUUGAUUUUGUGAGGCGUAACUUUUUAUGUGUCAGUAAUCAUGGGAGGCAAUCAUGCUUUGUAUUCGAGAUUUCAAUUGUAAAAAGACAGGUUGCACUACCAAAAAAUCAUUGCAUACCUGUAAUUUUUUUCGUAUUUAUGGUGAGACCAAAAAACAGGUAUGCAGCUUAGAAGUGAUCCUCCUGUCUUUCUCUCUAUUUUAAGUAUCAACAAAACACAAUUGAUCAUUCAACUUUGCUUAAUUUUCCUCGCCUCUCUGGAAAUAUACCAGAAGAAUUUGUUCAAAAUUAUCAGUUCAUCGCUCUUAAAAAAUUUCGAAACACUCUAAUCGAGUAAUGGAGUUUUUUAUUUUCACCAUCCUGACGAAUUUUUAUUUGCCGAUCCCUUACUAAGGAUCCUAAAAGAUCUCCAACAACUGGUUUUCCUCCCUUCUUUAAUUUUGAAAAGUUCAUAUCUAAUUCUUUUUGGUUUAGCUGAAAUACUUGCAAUUGUUGAGUUUUUGUUGUAGUUGUUUUGGUUCCUCUUCUGCAUAAAGAAAUCAUAGUCAAUGAUUGAAACCUAAGUUCAUCAGGAGUAGUUGCUGCUGAGGGUUGACUUGACAUACACCAUCAAAUUAUCUGGUAGUAUCUCUCAUGAGCUUCAUGCAGAGUGAUCCGUCCGCAUAUUUUCACUCAAAGUUACAAAUAUGCACUUUCAUAAGAUGGGUCGUUAUUUUAGUGAUAAUUACUAGUAGCCGUAAGUUUUUCUUGUAAAAGUUUAUAUUUGUUGAGUAACUAACUAGAGUUAGUUUUAGUGUACAAUAUAAAUAUUGUAAAUAAGCUGUCAACCAAUUUUCUAUUUAUUUAUUUGUUUGUUGUUUUCUAUGAUUUGUCUAGGUUUAUCUUAGUUGUACAUAGCUGUGUAAUUCAUGUCUGCUGAGUAGGUCCGUUACGUUCUUAGACCUCUAAGAGAGUGUUAUUUUUCUAUUUUAAAUCGAAGCUGUUACGUUUAUUUAUUUGUUUAUUUUUUCUUUUGAUUUUAAGGUCAAACGAAAUUGGUCUGAGAGCUGGUUGGUUAGUCAGGUUUGUCACUUAAAUGUAGUGUCAAGUAGAUUGGAGUUCAAAUGGAACCAAAAGUUGCAUAAAAGUUACGUGGGGUUGUUUUACAGACCGAGUCCUCUCGUUCUUCUUAAGAGUAGGUUUAGGGCGUAAACAAAUUUAAUGAGCUUAUUGCUAUUCUAUGUUGCAUCAUCAAAGCCACUGAAUCAAAGAUUCAAUAAGGCUUCAAGUAGUUGGAGUUCAUUGCAAUGAAAAGAGAUCGUUACGAUCAGUACACUGAGGAUUAGCAUGAAUUUUAUCUGCGAUCAAAAAUCAUUUGAAUCAAAUUUUUAUCAGUGGCGAUACCGUGAAUUGAACAAAGACUAGUUACACAAUACAUCGCUUGAUUCUUAAGGAUUGGCUUUCAUGCUACAUUUUGUUUGUCAACGGUUCAUAUCUAUGAAUUCUAUGUGUUUCUUAUCCUGAAAAUUGAUGAGUCAAAUCCAGAUAUGUUUAGAAAGUGGCUAUACUUUUUUUUCUUUCAUUGACGUAACAGGAAAAUCUUAAUUUUCAUUGUUAAAUAUUAAUUCACUGAACAAAUGAUAAAAGUUUACCCCCUAAACAAAGUGGUAGAAUGGUAGCAAUCUAAUGUUUUACUUGCGUUUACGGUGCAUCAAACAUCUUCCCUAGCAUUUUUUCAAAGUAUCUUAAUUUCAUUGAAGAAAACCAAAAAAUCACUUCAUUUAAAAUCCGUGUUACAGCUCAUAUGAGUUGUGGAGAUUGAAUAUUGAGCCAUUCAUCACAUUCCAUGUAAAAUUCUUCUCAAACAGUUGUUUGAGUUUUGAUUUAUUCCUUCCUACUUGAGUCAGCACUUCGAAACCAAACUUAAUCUACAUUCAAAGUGCACUGACAGAACCGAAGCUUCCAUGUCUGGAAUUGGCUAAUUGUUUUAUGUACAGUCUAAAGAGCUCAUAUUUUUGUACUUUAUGGUCUAUGUACAGCCCUCUCAAAAGCAAACAUGUUCAAAUUCUAUCAUCAGAAGAGUAAAAUAAAAAAAAAUGUAAUAUUAAAUGUA
Messenger RNA from Bemisia tabaci, 9669 nucleotides. RefSeq names its product Ig-like and fibronectin type-III domain-containing protein 1. Lineage: Eukaryota; Metazoa; Arthropoda; Insecta; Hemiptera; Aleyrodidae. Gene Ontology annotation, molecular function: protein binding. The record is from RefSeq and is a predicted model, not a curated record.